Molecule: messenger RNA, 1303 nt
Organism: Poecilia reticulata (guppy)
Lineage: Eukaryota; Metazoa; Chordata; Actinopteri; Cyprinodontiformes; Poeciliidae
Source: RefSeq, a predicted model, not a curated record
UCAGAGUUGAACUGUUCCUGAUUGUGACCCAGUAAAUCCUACUGGAGGCCAUAAAUGGCCCUCGGACCGCAUGUUGGAGACCAAACCACCUGAAAGCAGAGAAAUGAUUGAUUAUAUAUGAAAGUUAUUCAGCCAGUGGAAACUCUGGAGGAGCAGCAGAGAGCCUUAGCUCAGGUGGCAGAACACAGAGGCACGCCACACUUUUCAGAUUUAAUAUUAAUAAUCUUUGAGUUUGUCUCAUAAAAUCCCGUUAAAUCCUCUGAGCAGCGCGCAAACAGGUGAAGGUUGAGGUGUGUGUGUGUGUGUGUGUGUGUGUGUGUGUGUGUGUGUGUGUGUGUGUGUGUGUGUGUCAGUCACGCAGGGGGCGGGGGUCCGUAUAGAAGCGGCGCCACGUCCGCCGCCGCGCAGGUCGCAUCAUGAUCCGCUCAGCUCCGCCGUGCGGGCCGAACCGGGCCGGCCAGCCGAACGGCCUGCGGGAUGAAGAGGAGGAUGAGGAGGAUGAGGAAGGAGACCUGGAGGACGAGGUGGACGCGUCGCACCUGGAGAAGUUCAUGCGGGACCGGAGGAGAGCGCGGUCGCUGCCCGCGUACCCCGCCGCGCUGCUGGACGGCGGCAGGAAGCGGGUCAAGUUCGCGGACUCGAUGGGUCUGAGCCUGGCCCGCAUCAAGCACUUCAGCGCCCAGGAGGACCCGCAGAUCCCGCCCAAGGUUCUGUCCCGGUACCAGAGCUUCCCCCCGCAGCAGCAGGACCCGCGGGCCGGGCCGGACCUGCCGCGGCUGCUGACCUGCUUCCCCGAGCCGCGGGACGCGGAGCGGCGGGUUCGGGAGCUGCGGGUCUGCCUGGAGAGGCUGGCCGUGACCCGGUUCGAGCUGCGGGGCCAGGUGCGGGUCCUGCGGGGCUGCGCCGUCAGGGAGGUCGGGGUCCGGCUCACCUACAACGACUGGCUGUCCUACGCGGACGCGCAGGCGGUGCCGGUCCCGGUGCCGGAGCAGCCCGGGUCGGAGUCGGUCCGGUUCGGCUUCACCGUGUUCAUCCCGCCCUUCAUGGACCCGGGCUCCGCCCUGCACUUCGCCGUGUUCCUGCGCAGCGACGACGGAGAGUUCUGGGACAACAACCAGGGCCAGAACUACUCGCUCCGGUACCGGAACCAGAACCAGAACCAGCCGGGCAGCCCGGAUCCCGCGCCGGCCGCAGAGGCUUCUCCAUCCCUCUGAGCGGAUCAGAACCAUCCGGAACCGCUCGACCACGUCCAGCAGUGGACUCCAGGCAGGAUGCUGGACCCGCCGGGGAUCCAACCGGACCG